CGACCGACCGACCGACCGACUGGUCCGUCCCGUUAAUCCUUCCGUCUAAAGAUGGCGGAGUAUGCGAACCUUGUCCGAAGGGCUUUGGGGCAAUUAGGAGGUCAUGGAGGAGUUCGGGGUUUUUUACUCCAGCUGUUCAGAGUGAAUGAUGUGAAAACGGGCGCACUGGUUGGUGUGGAUAAAUACGGGAAUAAGUAUUAUGAGGACAAGAAGCACUACUUCUUUGGACGUCACCGCUGGGUGAUCUACACCACAGAGAUGAAUGGGAAGAGGACCCUGUGGGAGGUGGACGGCAGCAUGGUGCCAGCUGAAUGGCAUCGUUGGCUGCACUGUAUGACCGAGGACCCCCCCACCACACAUCCUCCGGAGCCCAAGAAGUUCCUGGCUGAGAUCCACCAGUUCAAUGUGAGCGGCACCUCAGAGCAGUACGUGCCAUACUCCACCACCCGCAAGAAGAUCCACGAGUGGGUUCCCCCCAAAGCCGGAGCUCAGUGAGCUCUUCGUUUUUCAUCCUGUAAAUUAUGGUUCCUUCCCUGUAUCCAUGUCGGAAAUAAAACCUCUAUACAGAU
Messenger RNA from Archocentrus centrarchus (flier cichlid), 569 nucleotides. It is a transcript of the gene ndufa12, whose product is annotated as NADH:ubiquinone oxidoreductase subunit A12. The transcript is spliced from 4 exons. Gene Ontology annotation, cellular component: respiratory chain complex I; membrane. Lineage: Eukaryota; Metazoa; Chordata; Actinopteri; Cichliformes; Cichlidae. The coding region runs from base 52 to 495 and encodes 147 amino acids. Gene Ontology annotation, biological process: response to oxidative stress. The record is from RefSeq and is a predicted model, not a curated record.